AUGUCAUCAUCCGCACAAUGGGAGUACGGAAUCACGCUGCUCCCGCCAUCGUCGAUGUACAGAGUCGAUGUUGAUGCUGCAAAUGUCAGCCGACGUACCAUGGUUCUGGCGGCUGCGGGCCGAGACAUCCCGGCCCACGGAGGGGCCACGUCGACGACAGUGCUGACCGUGAUCGGCAAAUGGAUGGAGACUGAAGCUUAUGUGAUUGAUCACGGGCCCACAGCUACGCCCGCGGUGACAAUCUAUGUGGUUCAAGAUAGUGGCCAGGAGUGGACGUCGUUGGCCCAGUUCACCCGCGAAGUGGCACCGAUCAACAGGUGGCUGGCUGGAUGCGAGUUUCAGCUCGGAUAG
Penicillium alfredii is the source of this 351-nucleotide messenger RNA. RefSeq lists its product as uncharacterized. Lineage: Eukaryota; Fungi; Ascomycota; Eurotiomycetes; Eurotiales; Aspergillaceae. The record is from RefSeq and is a predicted model, not a curated record. The transcript is spliced from 2 exons. Bases 1 to 351 code for a protein of 116 amino acids.